Messenger RNA from Naumovozyma dairenensis CBS 421, 855 nucleotides. It is a transcript of the gene RFA2, whose product is annotated as Rfa2p. Bases 1 to 855 code for a protein of 284 amino acids. The transcript has 2 exons. The record is from RefSeq and is a predicted model, not a curated record. Gene Ontology annotation, molecular function: DNA binding. Gene Ontology annotation, biological process: DNA replication; double-strand break repair via homologous recombination; nucleotide-excision repair. NCBI's taxonomy places the organism in Eukaryota, Fungi, Ascomycota, Saccharomycetes, Saccharomycetales, Saccharomycetaceae. Gene Ontology annotation, cellular component: chromosome, telomeric region; DNA replication factor A complex; site of double-strand break.
AUGGCAACUUAUCAACCUUAUACUGAAUAUUCAUCCGUCACUGGAGGUGGUUUCGAAACCAAUGAUGUAGUAGGACAGUCAGGUGAUGUAUCCGAUAGAAGCAACACGAAUACUCUUCGUCCGGUUACCGUGAAACAAAUUCUGGAAUCUACACAAGAAAUUCAAGAUGGACCUUUCGUAUCUUACAAUCAAGAAUUACACCAUGUUUGUUUUGUCGGUGUUAUUAGAAAUAUCACUGAUCAUACAUCUAAUAUAUACUUGACGGUGGAAGAUGGUACUGGACAAAUUGAGGUAAGGAAAUGGAGUGAAGAUGCAAAUGAUAUGGCCUCAGGUCCUGGAGAUGAUAGUGACCCAACUAAAGAUUCUAGUUCACAAGUAGCACAACAAUAUCAAAUUGGCACAUAUGUCAAGAUAUUUGGUGCUUUAAAAGAAUUUGGUGGGAAGAAAAAUAUACAAUACGCUGUCAUUAAGAAUAUUGAAAGUUUUAACGAAGUACUAACACAUCAUUUGGAGGUUAUUAAAUGGCAUGCAAUUGCAAAUGGUAAAUUACCUGAUCCAUCUACUGGCGGGUCAUCAUCCCAAGUACAAGAAGGUCAACAACAAAGUACUUCCGGUCAAUCUUUAUUUGUUAGUGAGAAUGAUUCGUCAUCAUCUCGUUCUCCUUCAGAUAGAAUCUUAGAAUUUUGCAAGAAACAAUGUGAAGGCAAAGAUGCAAAUACGUUUGCUGUCCCAAUUCCGUUAAUUUCCCAAUCCUUAAAUAUAGAUGAAAAUACAACAAGAAAUUGUUGCGCAACUUUGACUGAACAGGGGUUCAUAUAUCCAACUUUCGAUGACAAUCAUUUCUUUGCCAUCUAA